AGAGAACUUUCACCACCCCCAUGUCAGUGGAUUGGACCACAUGCAGGCAGCAGGUGGAGGAGUAAAGCGUAAGGACUCGCGAGAAAUCAUUCUUACACUUCAAGUGUUGGCUUGUAGAAAAUACGAAAAUACUAGAAUACUUUCAAGUCAAGCCAUAUGUAUCCCACAAAAACAUUCAUCUUCAUGACUAGUCUAUGUAUAUAAAAUAAUACUCCUACCUGAUGUCUUGAGUUUGAAUUAUUUAAAUGAAGCAACCUUAUCGAGCCACCAAUAGCAAUAAAAACAUGGAAAAAAUCUUAUGUGUUUCGUUCGUAGGUUUGCUGAUCAUAGGGGCUCAGGGAGCUGCAGAAACGUUGUCGGACGACAUUGCUGUUCUUCGAGAGCUUGAAAGCUUGGAUGUAGAAGAAGGAGAUGAUGUAGAGCUUUUCGACAACCCGUCGUUGACGAGUGAAAAGGGUAGCAAGGUUCUUGUGAAUGUAGAUGGUUUUGGAGCUGUGGGAGAUGGAGUUUCUGAUGAUACCCAGGCCUUCGGGAAGGCAUGGAAGCUGGCUUGCAACACAUCAAAUUCAGUUUUCUUGGUUCCCAAAGGACGCCGUUACCUAGUCAAUGCCACAAGAUUCCGGGGGCCUUGUUCUAACAACUUUAUAGUCCAGAUCGAAGGAACGAUUGUAGCGCCAGAUGAGCCAAAAAACUGGGAUCCGAAAAACCCGCGAAUUUGGCUUGAUUUUUUCAAUCUGACUGGUGUCCUUUUCCAAGGGGGUGGAGUUAUUGAUGGCUCAGGAAGCAAAUGGUGGGCAGCAUCAUGCAAAAGGAACAAGUCAAAUCCUUGCGUAGGCGCGCCAACCGUAAGUUUCUCCCCCUUGGUUUUCUUGAAUCUAAUACUAGAACAAGUCAUCCAAUGGUUACAUGAGGAAUUACUAGUAAGCGACAGCCCGAACACAGAUGGAAUCCAUAUAACUGCAUCAACAAACGUACUUCUUGAGAACUGUAAAAUUGGAACAGGGGACGAUUGCAUUUCAAUUGUCAGUGGUAGCUCAAAUAUCAAGAUGAAGACAAUCUAUUGUGGACCUGGUCACGGAAUCAGCAUAGGAAGCCUUGGGAAGGGCAACUCUACAGACAUGGUAACGAAGGUGGACUUGGAUACAGCAUUCCUCAAGGACACUACCAAUGGCCUCAGGAUUAAGACUUGGCAGGGAGGAUCCGGUUACGUUCAUUCUGUGCGUUACCAGAAUGUGAGGAUGGAGAAUGUUUCAUAUCCCAUUAUCAUAGACCAAUUCUACUGUGAUUCCCCAACUACUUGUCAAAACCAGACAUCGGCUCUGGAAAUAAGUAAAAUCUUGUAUCGGAACAUAAGUGGGACAUCGAAGACUGAAAUUGCCAUGAAAUUCGCAUGCAGUGACACAGUUCCAUGCAAACAAUUAAUCCUGAACAACAUCUACUUGGAGAAGAAAGAUGCCAUGGUUAAGACACACUGCAACUCUGUCACGGGCUUUUGGUACGGAUACGUGUGGCCUCUGGCUGAAUGCCUAACUUCCUCUGACAAAGACUCGAUAAUCAAGCAGACCGAAGAGGUUGAUCUCGCGGCACAGAGUAGAGAGAACCUCAUUCACACUGAGCUCUGACUUGUCUCCCUCUAGGAGGUUAAUGCUAAAUUAUUUUCAUUACUCAGAACAGAAGCAUUGACUAGAAAUUUUUUCAUGAAUAGAGUCGAACGAUACCUUCGUUUGCAGAUCAUAAUAUGAACAAAAGGACCACAUAGAACAAUUUUAUGCAAUACACUGGACAAGAAUUUGUAGAUAUGAUCUACUAGAAUAUGGGUUUUUGUUGAUUUGGAGUACACGUUUUGCUUCUAAAAUCAAUCUUACAAGAAUGAUGCCGUUUAAAUUUUAAGUUGUUUCUUGUUA
This is a messenger RNA of Rhododendron vialii, 1904 nucleotides long. Its product is annotated as probable polygalacturonase At1g80170. Gene Ontology annotation, molecular function: polygalacturonase activity. The transcript is spliced from 9 exons. The coding region runs from base 246 to 1622 and encodes 458 amino acids. The record is from RefSeq and is a predicted model, not a curated record. NCBI's taxonomy places the organism in Eukaryota, Viridiplantae, Streptophyta, Magnoliopsida, Ericales, Ericaceae. Gene Ontology annotation, biological process: carbohydrate metabolic process.